AUGUCUGUCCUCCGUAACAUCAAGAGCCUCGCUCCCCUCCUCGACCGUGUGCUGGUUCAGCGCAUCAAGCCCGAGGCCAAGACCGCCUCUGGUAUUUUCCUCCCCGAGAGCAGCGUCAAGGAGCAGAAUGAGGCCAAGGUCCUCGCUGUCGGUCCCGGCCUGCUCACCAAGGAUGGUCAGCGCAUCCCCAUGGGUGUCAACGCUGGCGACAAGGUCUUGAUUCCUCAGUUCGGUGGCAGCCCCAUCAAGGUCGGCGAGGAGGAGUACCACCUCUUCCGUGACUCUGAGUAUGUGUCCCCACUCGUUCACGGCAAGCUUGCCGAACAGACUGACCUGACUUUCUACAGGAUUCUCGCCAAGAUCAACGAGUAG
This is a messenger RNA of Penicillium diatomitis, 372 nucleotides long. RefSeq names its product GroES family chaperonin. The record is from RefSeq and is a predicted model, not a curated record. NCBI's taxonomy places the organism in Eukaryota, Fungi, Ascomycota, Eurotiomycetes, Eurotiales, Aspergillaceae. The transcript has 3 exons. Gene Ontology annotation, molecular function: protein folding chaperone; ATP binding; protein-folding chaperone binding. Gene Ontology annotation, cellular component: mitochondrial matrix. Bases 1 to 372 code for a protein of 123 amino acids.